Messenger RNA from Striga asiatica, 2049 nucleotides. Lineage: Eukaryota; Viridiplantae; Streptophyta; Magnoliopsida; Lamiales; Orobanchaceae. The record is from the annotation of a GenBank genome assembly.
AUGGCAGUCAUGUCUCUGAAUCUUAGAUCAAAAUUGAAACCCCUGUUGAAUUUGUGUAGAACCUUCUCUAACGCUCCUCUCCCCGUCUGUUCAAAGGAUAAGAGCAAGUUUAUCGCAGACUAUAAGGUGAUAAGAUUUCUCAUACCUAAGACUAAGGACACUAAUAUGAUAGCUGAACUGUAUUCGCUCGCAACUGAUUCAUGGAAACCAGUCAACAUUCCUCCUCACACUAAACCAUGCUGUGGGGGCAUUCGCGUAAAUGAUUCUUAUUACUGGAUAAAUAUCUCACAGAUGGGUUUUAUCAUGUCUUUUAACUUUGUUACUGAGAAGUUUGGUUCACGUCCUAUUCACGUGCCUCAAAGCGAGAAAAUCAGUAGACCAUAUUGUAAUUUGACGCUGGUGGAAUUCGGUGGUUCGCUUGGUGCUGUUGUUUACACGUUAAGUUAUCCUACUGAUGAUCCUAUUUGUAGUUUGGAAGUUUGGGUGUGGGAUGAGAGCAUAUGGACGUGGUCUCUGGUGUCCACGUUCGACGUACCUCGUGCUAUGAGGGCAUGGAGCCUCGUUGGGAGUGAUAAUAAAAUAAUUUUUGGCGAGUCUCUUCAUCUUGAUUUGAUGUUUUUUGAUUAUGCAACGGGCAAGUUGGAGAACAUUGCUGGUGCACCUCAAGCUAUGCCGUCGGUUUUCCUCUACCGCCGUGUCCUCCGCGCGGGGCGUUUCGCGCGGCCAUUAUGUCGUCGCCGCACGUCUUUAGGUGGUUCGUCGGGGUUCGAUGUUCCAACGGGCUUCGGACUGUGCGAGGACCGCUCCCCAAAUUGUCCGUCCACAAACACUUUUCAUUCUCCCAAAUUGGGACAAAUCAAACUGCUAACCCCAAAUUAUUCAGCAAUGGCGAAUAGCUCCGGCAGCGACGUGGAGGCCGGAUUCGCGAAGCUUCAGGGCGAGGACUUCGAGUACUACAUGCAGACCUACUCCAUCAUCCUCGGCCGCAACUCCAAGAAGUCCACCGUCGACGUCGACCUCUCCUCCCUCGGUGGUGGCAUGAACAUCAGCCGCCACCACGCCCGCAUCUUCUACGACUUCCAGCGACGCCGCUUCGCCCUGGAGGGCGUCCUCCACCUACCUGGCAACCCUCCUGUGAAGCUGGACUCGCAGGACCUUCUGCAGAUUGGGGACAAGGAAUUCUACUUUCUGCUUCCGGUGAGGAGUAUUCUAGGGGGCCCGAUCGGGCCCAGGCAUCACGUGGCUAAUCAUCAUCAUCACGAUGGUCAUCAGAGUCGGCAUCAGCAGCAGCGUCAUUUAAUUUUGCCUCCAGUUUUGGGUGGUGGAGUGUAUGGGAAGAAGGGUAGAGUGAGGGAAGAGUAUUAUGAGGGAGACUAUAAUGAGGAGGAGGACUUGGGGAGGAGGACGAGGAGGAUUGAAGCAGGGGUUUCAGGGCAAUUGGAUAAAAACGUUGAUGGACGAUCACGGGUUAACAGGGAAGCUGACAACAAUCAGCUCCUUCAGUUAGAGGAAAAGGAUGUUGUAUCAUCAGUGGCUACUGUCCUGUCAGAUUUAUGUGGUCCUGGAGAAUGGAUGCCCAUGGAGAAACUUCAGUCUGAGUUGAUGGAACAAUAUGGCAAUGUCUGGCAUCAUAGUCGUGUGAGGAGGUACCUCACAUCCGAGGAUUAUUCAGUCCCUGAGGCCCAAGAAAAGCCAUGGUAUGGACUCCUUGUUCUGUUAAGGAAAUACCCGGAGCACUUUGUGAUCAACACAAGAUCGAAGGGCCGAAUCACACACGAGUUUGUCUCUCUUGUCUCACUUAUCUCAUGAGAACAUUUUAGGCGUUUCGUGAAUAUAAUGUGUAGUUAUCUGGACCAUGAUAAGUCAACAUGGUGCAUGUGACAUGUGACAGUACUUUGUGGAUUUUGUCUUGAGAUUGAUUGUGGUUGAUUGAUUGUCUGACGCUACUUUGUGGAUUUUGUCUUGAGAUUGAUUGUUAGAUUGUGCCUUGCUUCUGCUUGCUUGUGAAUUACUUUGUUAUUGUCCAGCCCUUGUGAUCCAUUCUUGUUU